GACGUUUUUCGUCAAUUUUCGGAGACGGUGUUGCUCGGUGGGUGUUCGGUGAAGGUAGCAUCAUGGCGUCAGGAACAGGAGAGUCGUCCGCUGGACACGACGCAGAACUGGACGAAUUAUUGGACAGUGCGUUGGAUGACUUUGACAAGACACCUGCCCCUGCAGCCCCUGAACCAGCAGGUGCUUCCUCCUCAGCUGACAGUGGUGCAGAGAAGCCACCCCUCCUUGAGGACUGCAAGCUCUUUGAGACUCUCUUCGAGGGCGAAAUGGCUGCUCAAGCCAAGGAGGAGUGGGAGAAGGCCAUGACUGAGCUGGCCCAUGAGGAGCCAGAGUUACUGCAGCACUUCCAAAAACUGUCAGAGGCUGCAGGCAAAGUUGGCACAGACACUGCCUCCCAACAAGAAUUCACUUCCUGUCUUAAAGAAACCCUCCGUGGCCUGGCCAAAAAUGCAGACAACCUGCAGUCAACAGGACUAGCUGGAGACGAUCUUGUCAAAGCUCUAGAGGGCCUGGGAUUGGAGGAGGGAGGCGAAGGAGGUGGUGAUGACGGAAACAUCCUGCCCAUCAUGCAGUCCAUCAUGCAGAAUCUUCUCUCUAAGGAAGUGCUUUAUCCAUCUCUCAAAGAGAUCACUAUCAAGUACCCAGAGUGGUUGGAUGCCAACAAGCCGAGCCUUAGCCGAGAGGACUACCAGCGCUAUGAACAGCAGGCCAAAAUCAUGGGAGAGAUCUGUAAGCAGUUUGAGAAGGAGGAAGAGGGGGCAGGGGAUAAAGAGAGCACGUUCGAGAGCAUCAUGGACCUGAUGCAGCAGCUGCAAGACCUGGGCCAACCACCCAAAGAGCUAGCAGGCGAUGCGCCUGCUGGAUUUAACUUUGACAUAGAGUCACUCAAUCUCUCUGGAGGACCUGGGGCCGGGGCAGCAGAGCAGUGCUCCAUCAUGUGAUGAGGUUGCGGCACAGUCCAUCAGAAGCACUAGAGCCAGAGGGUCACUCUGUGUGCGUCAGCAAUGAAGAAGAAGUGAGGGAAGGGAUGACAGAGUGUGAAGCAAAAGUCAGGCAGGAGUGUGACCAGACCGUCAACACUGUUCUCUCUCAAGUAAGAAGGUGUGUGGAUGGCGAGAAACAUCAGGAGGAGGCACAAAAACCAACAGAAACCACACACACACACAAACACACUCUCUUCUUGGUAAAAUCACUGAACGCACAACUGAGAACAUUUUAACAUCUCUGCAAUAGUUUGUCAGCGGUUGCCACAGCUCCUUCACAGUUUAGUUUUAAUAGCAUUCCUUUAAAAAGAAAAUACCACUGCCAGUUACCACAUUGUUUUUACAUACUGUUUAGCCUCAUGGUAAAAUAUAUCAAACCACUUCACGGGUAUAAACGGUGCCUUUGCAAAAUGACUUUAAGUUAUUAUUUUAGGUCUCAUGAUAAAGUGAAUAUUCUGCUACCAUUCAGCUUAGCACUUCAGAUGAUAGAAGUAAUGUGAAUUUGCGAGAUCAUCUAAGGUUUACACCAAGUUUUUGAUCAUUCUUUGGUAUUUCCUUUAACUUAAAAACGCACCUCUGAUUCUGUACAAGCUGUAGAGGAUUUGACUUAACGAUUUAUUAACAUGUAAAGGAACUGGAAAAAAAUGAGUGUUCAUUUAUUCAUUAUUUAAAGAAUUAAAAAUACUUGAGAAGAUUGAUCGCUUCGUGAAAAGUUCCUAGCACUUAACUGUAAUUCAGCCUACUAAUUUAAUGAGACCCAUCCCGUGUGUGUUAUUGCUCCCCAGUCCCAGGUAUUGAUUUGAGGUGAUCGAGAUGAUGAUUCCUGGAUGCCUUUGCUGUGGUUACAGUGAUCAUUAUAGUGUAGAGUUACUGUGAAAAGUGCUUCCCUUGUGCUUCCCAGUGUUUUUUUAUGUGCAGAGUGGUGUUUUCCUUAGUAUGGGGUCCCUGCUAGGAAAGAAAAACAUUUGAGUGGAUUUCAGGAGUGUUUACCACCUGAUGGCAUGUACGUAUUUCCUCUGUAGCCUCCAUUAAAAGUACAUAAUGUUCUUUCUGGAAAAGCUGACAGGCAGAGUGCUAAACAUCACAUUGUCUCACAUGAUGAGAUAAACAUGUCUAUAAUUCAUGCAGAUGCACUGCUAGAUAAGGCCGUCAGCAGCCUGUUUUUAACACAUUCUGGCUGUGGUGGGUGCAUUUGUUUACCUGCCAGUUUUCACUGGUUGCCAUUGCCAGUGGACAAAGGUUUACCGCUGUCACCAUAGAGAGAGCUCUAGAAAACACAUGACCAUCAGCUCCAUCAAUAACUGUAUAAUAAAGGGGUACUACUGUGAAAGGAUUCAGCCAGCCAUGCACUGAAAAGAGAUCAGAUUUACAUCAAACACAACUGAGGAGAGGCUGCUGUGGAGGUCCACAAAGCCCAAUGAUUUUCAUCACCAAGGGAGGGGGGUGCAAUCUAUUCAACUCUCAGGGCCGAUGCAAACAUGCCCAGAGUAACGUUUAAAAAAUGCCGCCUGUUGUUUGACACUAUUUUGUUUCGUUUUGUAAAUAUAUGAAAUAAAAUAAUGAUAUAUUGCAAAA
This is a messenger RNA of Lates calcarifer (barramundi perch), 2558 nucleotides long. RefSeq names its product peroxisomal biogenesis factor 19 (gene pex19). NCBI's taxonomy places the organism in Eukaryota, Metazoa, Chordata, Actinopteri, Centropomidae. The transcript has 8 exons. The record is from RefSeq and is a predicted model, not a curated record. The coding region runs from base 63 to 941 and encodes 292 amino acids. Gene Ontology annotation, cellular component: peroxisomal membrane; peroxisome. Gene Ontology annotation, biological process: protein import into peroxisome membrane.